UCGGUUCGGGUUCGCGCAAACGUCAAAUCGUCAACAUGACAGGCUCCCGUGAAUUUCUUUCACAUUUAUCGCGAAAUCACCGCGAGUCAACCGGCCAAUUAAAAGACACAAUGUAAAUUUUUUCCGCUCUAAUCAGACUUUCGGGAACAUCGAGAAAAUGAGUAUUUCCCAGGAUAGCGCUGCCACUAUUGUGUGCAGGGAGGUCUUCGACGAGACCUCGCAUCCGUCAAACGAAGAAGUAAUUGAAUACGCAAAGCGCCUGGGAAUCGACCCGGAUGCGGAACCACACCUUUUGGAUUUGGCCCGAGAAGGUCUCAUGGCGGCGCUACCCAAGGGCUGGUCACCCUGUUUUCAUGAAGGCAGUAAAGCCUGGUAUUACUACCAAGCAUCUACGGGAACCACCACCUGGGAACAUCCCCUGGACGCUGUUUACAAGGAACUAGUUGUGCAAGCGAGGGCCGGUAACCGACAGAUGAGCGUCGACGAAGACUCUAAGACGACAGCCAAGGACCUCGAAUCCCAUGAAGACGUGACCUUGCCAAAGGAAAGCAUCUCCAGCAAGUCACUUCCGCCACAGACCAAGAUCCCCAUGAAGCUGGCGCCUCUGAAAAAGCUCAAGAGUGAUAGAAUCGGUUCUAGAAAGAGGGAACUCUCUUUCGAGAGGGUCCAAAGUUCUAAGGAUUUGGACCCUGAAAAUCAAAAUGAAUCGUAUUCAGGUCUGACGGAUCGAGUCCCGAGGGACUAUACGAAUCUCAGAUUUCAAGACCCCCAGUUUUAUGAAAGUCCGAAAUUGUUAGAUUCACCUAUCAAAGGACUGGAUUUGAAGGAAGUCCUUAAGAGGUCCGAAUCACUUAGUCCUAGGUAUGAAAAAGAGUGGGAGCAACUGACUACCAAAUUUAGUUCGGAGGAGAACAUCAUUGAUAUUGAUAGGCUCAGUGCAAGUUCUCUGGCUAAGUCCAACAAGUCAGCUGAGUCUCCGGAUAAGGAUAAACAUCCCAGGCAUCCGGGGCAGCAGAAAGAGCUUACGCUUACCGGCGGUGGCUCAAUUUUUCUCAAAAGCAACAGAAGCAGGGAUACUACUCCUAGUCAGGACGGCGGCAGGUUCGAGGAUUUUCUGAUGUUGUCCGGUGAACAAAUGAUGAGCAGCUCUUCUGGGGAUAGGCUUAAAUCCAUCCUUCGAGAAAAACCCUACGAAGAUGAGGAGAGACCCACAGAAGAGGAACGAAAGAGCGUCCGCUUCGAUUUGGAGAAAGAACCAGAGAUCAAAUUUACAUAUUCCGGCUCUGAUGAAGAUUGGGAAUCCGAUUCGGAAGAGCAGAAGAUGAGGAUAUCAGCAAUCGCCAAUAUAAAGAAGGUCACCUCAGUAUUUUCCCUGCAGUCCCAAACGUCGGACCUUACAGAUGAUUCGCCAGACAAUCAAACUCCUAGAGAUCCAUUCUUUCAUCCAACUCUUCCAAAAUUAAAUCCUUUGGAACGAAUGGACAAGUUCCUCAAAAAAUCAAAAGUCGUCGGUAAGAGGUUCGUCGUUGAAAACGUUGAUGAAGGUGAACACCUUACUCAAGUAGCAAAGGACAAAUUGAACGAUAUCGACGAUGAUUUAUCGCCUCGGAAAUUCAGCAACGUCAGGAAUAUUGACAUAGUCUCGAAAAGUGAGACUGAUUCCAGCAUUGCCUCCAGAUCUAGUCUUCUGGAUGAAAUCCGAAAAAGCAAAGAACUUAUGCUCGAGAGUAUGAAACUUUCUGAUCAGAAAGUAAAAAACAGCAAGCAACGCGAAAAGGAUAAUGUCUAUAAUUUAAUGAAACUUAAACAUGAGCUCGAAGCGGUGAAACGUGAUCGAGAAAGCAAUACUUCAUCCUCUCCAGAUGAACCAAAGAACUUAACCAACUUCAUUUUGAACAAAGAACACGAAGAAACGAUAAAAUCACUAAGAGCAGAAUUCGAAACGAAAUUAGAAGACAAAAGAAAAGAAUUAGAGGAAAAUUUUCAGGAGCAGAAGCUCGCGCUGGAAAAAAAUCUCCAAGAGAAAUUGGAGAACCUGAGAAAGGAGAUGGCUGAUAAAGAGGAGCAAGAUAUAAAGAAACUAGUCAGUGAGAUGGAUGAGACGAGAGAUGAAAAUUUGAAGAAGGUGAAAAGUGAACUGGAAGUCUGUUACGAAAAGGAGAGACAGGAGAUCCUUGCUAAUCUGAAAGCUGAACUGGAUCAGAGGAAGCGCGAGCUGUUGGAGAUCAGGAACCAAGAGAUGGAGAAGCUGGAAAUUGAUCAUGAAAAGAGUUUGGAUGACGAGAAAAAUGCAAAACUUAAAGAACAAGACAUUGCGAAGCAGCAUAGUGAGAGGCUUGAAACCAUGAAGAAUGAGCUGGAUAAGGAGUUCGAUGACCUAAAGACUGAGCUUAGAUUGCAGCAGAGGGAGAAGAUUACCAAGAUCACUGAAGAACACGAGAAGUGCCUUGCUGAGAUCUUACGGGAUUUUAGAACAGACGAAGGACUCGCGCGGAAACUGUAUAAGCAGAAGUUGGAGGAAAUUCGUGCGGAUUUUUCGAGAGACAUAGAAAACCAAGUGAAGAAGCAGAGUGAUAGAAAGUCGGGACCUCAGGAGAGCGUUGAUUUCGAAAAGCUGCGAUGCGAAAAGAGGCUGCUUGAAGAUAAAUACAAUACCCUGAAAGAAAAGUAUCUCAAAUUAAAGAAGGAGGUACGUCUUGCUGUGGAGAGGAGAACCAAGCGGAAGGAAGGAAACACAACAGCUUCUGAAACCGAGAGGUCAACUUCGGCCAGGACAAGAACUGACAAAACGGAGUCCUCAGACCAGAAAUCACCUCUAAAGAAGCCACGCUCGAACUCCUUAACCGCCUCAAAAUCUCAAGAGAACCAAAGUCAAGGUCAAAGUGCAGCAGAGGACUCGGAUGACCAAAAAUUGGCUGCCGGGUUUCCAGGAACCGCCAUUACGGUUGGUGCGAAGAACAUACUAAAAUUUGAAUCUGAUGAUGCGACUACCGCCAGUGAGGCCAACUCGAAUUUCUUGUCGAAGAAGAAAAAAAACUUCACGAAAAAGGCUGCUAGCACGAGCAGGAUAAACAACAAUAAUGUCAGCAGUGAAAAUCCUGUGGAGAACAUCAGGAAACAGCUGGAAAAAUUGGAGGACCUUGGAGACCAGCUGCCAAGCAAUGAUACUGCUUACACCUUGCGUUAUCCUUUCCAGGAUAAAUGUGAGUCUCCCAGAGACGAUACUGCAAAAUUAACUCCAGUAACUGCGUCAUCGGAGCUGGAAUUCUUUAGGCAUAGAAUUCACGUAGAACGAGAUUCUGUAAGAAGAGCUCGAGAGGCACUGAGACAACAAAGAAGUGCUUUUCAAGGCAGACAGAGAGCUUGGAAGCAGCGAAGCGCGAGGACCACUUUGGAACAGCUGGUAAAGGAAGAAAGAGAGCUUUCUGAUAUGGAAGUAAGUUUGCAUCGUACACGCAGUCUUCUUGGUGAAAAAGUUAUACAUCUGAGGCACUUGGAACAGUCUCUAGAACGAGUGGCUAAUGCAAAAAAGAAUGAAAAUGAUGUUACAGUUGUAAAAAACGACGAACAAACACUGAGUGACAUGUCGAGUGCCAGUAGUGGAUUCAGUUCAACAGACCUUGGCACAGAUACCUUCAUAGAUAAGCCAGAUCAUUAUCAAGAAUCAACGGAAAUAAUUGCGAGCUUGGAGAACCUGAAUUCCGAAAUUCGUGAAAUCUGGGGCGUUUUGAAUAAGCGACAAGACAACAAUGUCCCACCGCCACCUACUCUGAUGUAUUCUGAUCUUAGGUGGCUGCCAUAUCAGCACUUGACGACUCAACCCAGUAAUGUGCAAGCAGCCUUUGGUACUCCAAACAUCCAAUCGAACAUCCUAUCACAACUGACAGCAGCUCAUCCACCGGCAGCAAAUACACAAAACAUCAUCGCCCAAUAUGGACCCAAUAGUGGAUUUACAACCAGCGUUGGAACUGUUGAACGAGCUACUUCUAAUCUGAUGGAAAGAACCAGGAAUCUCAGGGAUUGGCUUCGACAAGCAAGAGUCGAAAGUUCGGACUUGGUUAGUCCAGGGCAAGCUACUCUUUAAAACUAAAAA
Belonocnema kinseyi is the source of this 4093-nucleotide messenger RNA. It is a transcript of the gene Cep164, whose product is annotated as centrosomal protein of 164 kDa. The transcript is spliced from 10 exons. The record is from RefSeq and is a predicted model, not a curated record. Gene Ontology annotation, molecular function: protein binding. Bases 158 to 4084 code for a protein of 1308 amino acids. NCBI's taxonomy places the organism in Eukaryota, Metazoa, Arthropoda, Insecta, Hymenoptera, Cynipidae.